Symbiodinium pilosum is the source of this 1206-nucleotide messenger RNA. NCBI's taxonomy places the organism in Eukaryota, Dinophyceae, Suessiales, Symbiodiniaceae. The record is from the annotation of a GenBank genome assembly.
AUGCGCGAUGCUGAUAUCGAAGAUUUGGAUCCAGCAAAUACUUUGCUCACGAAGCUGCACGAGCUGCGCAAGACACCGCGCAAGUCAUCGCACACGAUGACUGAGAGCAUCAAGAAGAAGGUUGAAAGCCAGCUCGCAGCAACACCAUCCAGCCCUUGCUUAUCCACGGCUACCCAGGACUCUGGAAUCAACUCCCGAGAAUCGACGCACAGCUUGACGCCACGCGACGGCUCUUUGGAUGAGUCCUGUUCUCCGGUGUUUGAGGCUGAAAAGAAGGCUUGGCUCACUGACAAAGAAAUCGGUGCGGCUGCGGAGCCGGGCAAGGAGCGAGAGCUUCAGCGCUGGGCCGUGCCUGGAGAUUGCGAUGGAACCCUGGAGGAGCUCUCUGCUGCAGGACACUGGGACCAGUUCAAAGCAAAUGCAGAGCUCUUUGGAUAUGUUUCGACCUUCAAGGAAGACCUCUCCCAGUACUCGACGAUCAUCGACGUUGCCAAGGUACCGGCGCAUGCUCGCAAGAAGGCCGAACGAUUGGCCAGGGAGAUUGAGGUGCGUCAGAGUGUUCGAGGCAAUGCUGCUGAUGAAGAACUUGCCGGACGAGAUGAAGAAACUUUGUUCUCGGCGGUGUCGCAGGGCUACACAGACCUGCGAGAUGAUCCAAGCAAGGGCCGAGGAAAAAGAAGUGGCAGUCAGGGCAAGGCCUGUGACGGCAAAGUACAAGAGUCAGACGAGACCGUGCAGGGGACAGAAGCACAGAUGAAGGUAGCAGGGUCUUUCUUUCAUGUGGACGGCGUUGGGCUUCUGGAUGAGAAUCUCGUGCGCUCGAAUCCAUGGGUUCUGGACCAAAGCUCCGCAAGGGCCAUGCAAAUGUCUCACGCAUCGGCAGCCUUGCUGAGCACGCAGCCGCAAAACGUUGCAGCUCCAGCAGACGCCUGUUCAGCGUCUCCAGUGCUCAGCACGGCCCCCGUUUGUGGCCCGCAUCUGUCCUUUGCCAGAGUGCCACAGGUCUUGCCGGCAGGUGCUGGUGUCGUCAUUGAUGGCUUGAUGACAUCUGCUCAUUUUAAUGGCCUGCAUGGCAUCAUCGAAUCCUAUGACGCGGAGACCAACCGCUACAACGUGCAGUUGCCGUUGGUGGAUAACUUUGGUGCCUCCCAGAUAGCCAAGAUCAGGCCUGAGAAUCUGAAGCUCUAUCCGACUCCCCAGUGCUAG